GCGGAGUGAAGAAGAUGUCAGCUAGUUUUCACUCGAGAGCUGGCGCAUUCAUCACAUUAAGUAAUAACAACCGCACAGCUCAGAGAAAUCACCCGAAUCAAGAGUUUAACAAUGGGGUGGUUCUCAGCGUCGAGCCUUUGCGGGACAAUCAGCUGUUUGAAGUGAAAAUUGACCGCAAGGUGAAUUCAUGGAGUGGAUCUAUAGAAAUUGGAGUCACUGCCUCGGACCCGAACCAUCUCAAUUUCCCGACAAGUGCCACUGGGUUCCGUGAAAAUACGUGGGUGAUGUCUGGGAGUUCUAUUCUGAAGGACGGUCACUCUCUAAUAGAGGAGUAUGGAAUUGAUCUGGACACGCUGGACGAGGGAGAUAAGGUUGGAGUGAUGAAGACAUCAAAUGGAGAACUCCAUUUCUUUGUUAAUGGUCAGGAUCAAGGCGAAGCCGUCAGUAACCUUCCCAACAAGGUCUAUGCAGUCAUUGACCUCUACGGCAAGUGUGCUCAGGUCUCUGUGUUAGACAGUGACAGUAAUAGGGAGACAGCAUUCAGCAAUGAGAUAGCUCAGACAAGUGGUGCUAGCAACGCAGACAACUCAAAUCAGAUCGCCCAUUCCAAUGAGAGGUUACUUUUCCACGAACGCUGUGGAAGCCUCGUUAAGUUGACCAAUAACAGAAGGACAGCGGAAAGGAGGCGCCCUCUGGAUGAAUUCAACAAUGGGGUUGUCAUGACAAACAGGCCGUUAAAAGAUGAUGAAUUGUUUGAGAUCCGUAUAGAGCGUCUGGUAGACAAGUGGUCUGGUUCUAUUGAGGUUGGCAUCACCACCCACAACCCCGUCACUCUGGACUACCCUGCCACUAUGACCAAUAUGAGAUCAGGUACUAUUAUGAUGAGUGGCUGUGGCAUACUGACCAAUGGCAAGGGAACCAGGAGAGAGUAUGGUGACUAUAACUUGGAUGAACUAAGGGAAGGAGACAGAAUAGGUCUGAUAAAGAAAUCCAAUGGCUGCCUCCACUACUACAUCAAUGGUGUAGACCAAGGGGUGGCCGCCACCAAGACAGCACAGAUGGUGUGGGGUGUGGUGGAUCUGUAUGGGAUGGCUGUCAAAGUGACCAUCCUGGAUCCUGAGGAGUGUCCAUCUGAGCCAGCCGCUCUAAACCGAUCACUGACCCACAUCUUCCGCACCAUGAGAGACUCUAUGACCAGUGCUUAUGACACUGACGAAGAAACCAGGGAAGAAGUUGAGAAGCUACUGUUUCAUCCACGGUGUGGUUCACAUGCUUCAAUUAUAAAUUGGCAGAGGACAGCAUCAAGGCCUAAUGCUAUGGAGGACUUUAAUCAUGGUGUCUGCAUCACGAACCGCUUUCUGCGCCCAGGAGAGACUUUCGAAGUGCAGAUUGACAAGAUGGUGGAGAAGUGGGCGGGGUCUAUUGAGAUUGGCGUCACUACCCACAGUGCAACUGACCUGGACUUUCCUUCCACGAUGACAAAUGUUCGCUCUGGGACGUGGAUGAUGACGGGGAACGGAGUGAUGCACAACGGGACCACUGUCAUUGAUGAGUAUGGACAAAACUUGGACAGAUUAAAGGUUGGUGAUCGUCUUGGAGUGGUCAGAAAGCCAGACGGGACCCUCCAUUUCUACGUCAACGGUAUUGACCAGGGUUCAGCGGCCACUAACAUCCCUCCUAAUGUCUACGGGGUCAUUGAUCUCUAUGGUCAGGCUGCUCAGGCCACCAUAGUGGACUCUACAGAUCCUGUGCCCACCUCAAUGCUGAUAUCAAGUGAUCUCUCUGUGGACUCUGAUGAAUUAGGGUUCCAUCAUAUUCACGGGAAAAAUGCCUGCAUCUUGCCAGGAGGGCGUACUGCCACGCGACCAAACGCACGCGGGGAGUUCAACGACGCCAUUAUAAUGAGCAAUCGCCCGCUGAGAGAUAACGAGAUGUUUGAAAUAGUGAUUGAGAAGAUGGUGGAUAGAUGGUCAGGGUCUAUAGAAGCAGGAGUCACACUGAUAAGACCACAUGAAAUAGAUCUCCCUAGUACUAUGACAGAUAUAGACUACGACACUUGGAUGCUGAGUGGCUCCUCUAUCAUGCAAGAUGGUUCAACUAUACGCAAUAGCUACAGCUGUGACCUUGACCUCCUGGGCGUUGGCGCCCGUAUCGGAAUGAUGAGGACCAGCGAAGGUGACCUGCACUUCUUUGUGGAUGGGGAGGAUAUGGGCGUGGCCUGCAGUGGGUUGCCUAGCGGUGUGUAUGCUGUAGUAGACCUGUAUGGUCAGUGUGCCCAGGUGUCUAUCUGUAAUGGCCAGACAACCAGAUUUCAUGCCAUAGAUAACCACUCAAGUCUGGAGUAUAUAGACCAGUCACUGAGCACACCUGUUAGUGUGGAGGUCAGUCACAGAUUCAGUGUUUGCUGCGGUAAGAAUGUAGCCAUGAAGAACAAUGGUACCACUGCCUGUCGCACCAAAGGCUUUAACGAGGGUCUGGUGUUCAGCAGCGAACCCUUGAGGAAUAAUGAACUCUUUGAGGUCAGGGUGGAUCAGUUAGCCAAGCAGUGGUCAGGGUCACUCCACAUUGGUCUGACCACCAUGGCCAUCUCAGACACCACCCCCACCUCCCACCUGACCCCUCGCGCCACUGACCUCAGGUCAAAGGCCAAGGUCACCUGGGUCGUCUGCGGGUCAGAGGUCAAGAAGAAUGGCGUGACGGUCAAGGAGAACUGUGCUCCAUCUUUGGAGAGACUUGAGAUAGGCGACACUGUAGGCAUUAAGCGCUCAGCAGAUGCUACGAUGCACGUUUACGUGAAUGGUGAAGAUUUAGGGGUUGCGGCUAGUAACAUUCCAAAGAAUGUGUUUGCAAUCAUUGACCUGUAUGGGAUGGCGGAGACAGUGACGGUGACCAGCAGUGCAUUCCCAGAUAUCUUAACCAGUCCCACGGGACCGCCAUCAAUGAGGUCAGAAAGCAGCGACUCUUUAGAGAAGGAAACGGACCAGGAUACAGCUGAAGGAGUCAAUCUCCAUUUCCAUGGUAACCAUGGCAAGAACAUCAACCUUAGCAACAAGAACAUGACUGCCUCACGUACUGCCAGCUACAACCAAGGCAUUGUUAUCACCCAGAGACCAUUGCCCAGGAAUCAUAUAUUCCAGAUUCGCCUAGACAAGUUAAACCCUCGCUGGACGUCCUCUGUCAUGAUUGGGGUGACGGGAACACCAGCAGACAAACAAACAUUCCCAUCUAGUGCCAUCAGUGUGAAGAAGAUGACGUGGAUAAUACAAGGGACGUCAGUUUUUCAAAAUGGCGUGAAGGUCAAAGAGAAGUACGGCUGUGACCUGGACGCUGCUGCCACUGGUCAUGUGAUAGGUGUCAUGGUGGACUCGGACAGCGUCCUGCAUCUCUAUGUGGACGGUGUAGACCAGGGUCCAGCAGCUCGGGACAUUCCAAAACAGUGUUAUGGCAUUGUGGAUUUAUAUGGUCAAUGUGAGGAGGUAACCAUAGUGACAGAAGCUGAUCUCCAUGAGGAAGUUGUUACGGCAGACAGAGAAAAAGCUGACAUAGAAGAUGGAAUGAAAGAAAAUAUUUGCCAAAGUCCCCCACCAGAAGUAAACACAAAAAUUAGGAACUGUGAAUAUCAAAAUACAUGUGCCCGGCUGAAGAUAAUACUGGGUUUGCCAGAUGGUUACUUUAGUCCUGAACAUAACAUGUGUUACUGCGAGACUUGCCACAAGAUACGCGGAGAUGAAUCGUACUACAAACGUGGUGACCCACCCAAAGACUACGCUGUGCCAUUUGGUUGGUGCCGUUUUGCCUUAAAGGUUCCUCAUCGCGCCCAGGUGCUGAAUGUGUUUGAGAAGUGGCACAUAGCAUUUCAUGGGACGAGGUUUGACUGUGUUCGCAGGAUUCUAGAUUGCGGGGAUCUUCUCAUGCCAGGAGAUCUUGCCAUGGGUGGACACCAGCUGGCGACACAGCCAGGACAUUUUAACGAGAACAAGAAACCAGACGGGUUUGACAUCAAGCAGAUAUUCCUGUCUCCAACUAUAAGAUACUCUGGGUGCCAAACCUAUGCCCCAAAGUGCCAAUUUAGAGACCCGAAGACAAAGAAGCUUCUCAGCGCCAGGGUAGCAUUCCAAGUUCACGUGAAACCCGGCUCUUACAAGGUGGCGCCACAAACAAUAGGAGCUAAUGAACAGAUUGAUCCCAAACUAAGUAAUAAUGAACUUGAGUGGUCGACGAAGGAGAGAGGAUCUAUUGUGCUCUACGGACUUCUGAUCAAGGUGGAGCAGUGACAGUGGCUCCAUCUAUUGUAUUAAUACAAUACUCAUUUCAAGCAUUAGUUAAGUUGAGGGUGUUUGUUAGGGGCAGAAGGGUUCUAGAGACUCUCGUUCUUAUAGAACAAGCAUGAUUCAGGCUGGCCAUAGAAAGUAUUACUAUAGAUGAAAUUAAAUUAUGGAAUUUUUUGCCACUCUAAGCAGUAGCACUUUAAUACUUGCAUACAAUUCUUUGGGUUGAGAAGGUCAAUUUGGUCCUUCAAGACAUAAUGUUUGUCUUAGCCACUGCUUUGUUUAAUAUAGAAUGGGAGAUAUCAUUUCAAACUUCAGGGCUUUGGAAGCCUAUUAGUACUGAUGGAAGUAUUUAAUAUAAAACAGCAUUGGUAUGUAUAAUCACCCACUUAAAUUAGGGGCAGGUUCCACAAAAUAUCUUAUGCCCAAAAAUUGGUCAAAGUUCUAGGCCAAAAGUUUGGUCUAGUUCUGUUCAAGCUUAAUCCAAAGUAGUUCACAUAAGUAGAUUUUGUUCUGUUCUAAUUAUAUCCUUCAUUUCAUAGAAUAAUAUUUUAAGAUGGCUAUCAUUGAUAUAUUUUAUAAAAUUUCAGGUAGUUUGAAAUUUUGGUUUCCAAAUUUACACCAGUUUUGGGUUGAAGUUGUCUUGUGCAGCAGGUGCAGUGGAGGCUGUGUGCCAGAUAUUGUAGUUAUGAUAAAGUUGUCAGGAUAUUUAUUGAUGGUGCUAUAUAGAUAAUGAAAUGGUGAAAACAUUUUAUUUGAGAUUUGCUGGGGGUGGGGUCUUGGGGAUGACAAAAUAAUUACAAACUGCCUCUAAUCAUUCAAAUGAAGAUAUAUUUAUUAUAUUACAUUGUACACUUGGUUGGCAGAUUGCUUGAUUUUCGUCUUGUUUCAUAUUAUUUAUUUAUUUAUUUUUAUUUAUUAUUAUUAUUUAUUUUUUUUCUUUUUGUCUCAGAAUAAUUUCUGAUCCUCUAGAUGUGUACAAUAAAAAAUUUGGUUUGAAGUUCUAGAAUUUGAAAUAAGAAAAUAGUGUAAUAAAUCCUUGAGCCAUGUGAUGAGGAUUCUGGGAUAAGGCAUUGUGGGAUAGCUGCAUCCGCCAAGGAAGUUAUGAUGUUUACCUUUGUAAGGCUAGUGAAACUACUGUCAAUCAUGGCCUAAUUGUGUAAAAUGUUUGUAAAAUUGUGUCCAAACUCUGUGUAUUAAGUUAUUGAAUCAUUUGACACUGUGGCAAUUCGUAAGCGCUUCAUUCAUGUAUAUUGUGAAAUCGAUGUCAAUUCUCAUUAUUACAGUAACAGACGCGUGCAUUCUUUGGUAAGCUGAGAUCAAUAUGAAAGAGACAAAGAAAAACAGCACAGUUUGUUUGCUGUUUGCAAUAUUUCAAUCAUUCUUUCACCUUUGAGUUCAAUGGUACCUGAAGGCAGAUGUCUUAUGGCAUCAAGUUAACAGAUAUGAUGUGAGGUUCAAGUUAAAAAGGAACCGCAGGUCGACUAUGUGCUUGUAGUGCAAGAAUUUAAAGAUGCCAAAUUUGUAGAAUUGUGACAUUUGUAGAAUUACGAAUAUUUCAGUACACUUUGUUGUUGUAACUCUGUACAAAUGUCUCUCUCUGUUUAUAAAAUAAAAUGUUUCCAAUUG
Messenger RNA from Lingula anatina, 5897 nucleotides. Its product is annotated as neuralized-like protein 4. The record is from RefSeq and is a predicted model, not a curated record. Gene Ontology annotation, molecular function: ubiquitin protein ligase activity. Lineage: Eukaryota; Metazoa; Brachiopoda; Lingulata; Lingulida; Lingulidae.